Hyalella azteca is the source of this 1625-nucleotide messenger RNA. Its product is annotated as blastula protease 10. The transcript is spliced from 9 exons. Bases 84 to 1349 code for a protein of 421 amino acids. The record is from RefSeq and is a predicted model, not a curated record. Gene Ontology annotation, molecular function: zinc ion binding; metalloendopeptidase activity. Gene Ontology annotation, biological process: proteolysis. Lineage: Eukaryota; Metazoa; Arthropoda; Malacostraca; Amphipoda; Hyalellidae.
UUGCUUUAAGAGAACGGACGACAAUAUUGCAGUCGAGCGCUGCGCUGGAAUUAUUUCGAAUUUUAAAACAAAGUUCAGGGAACAUGUCAUGUACGUCUGGCUGCAUGAGGCAGGCUGUAGGCACGGCGCUUGUCAUGCUGUGUGUGUGGACGCCGGGCCUGCUGCUCACCGCGGCCGUGGACUCGAACCCGAUGACAGUUAAAGAUGAGGCAGCGCAGGAAGCGUUGAGUUCCAACUUCAACAUAGGAGUGCCCGGCGAAGACAGUCAGCUCGAGAGCAACUUCACUCAACCCUUUGAUCCCAAUAUUCGCCAAGGCGUCUCCUCUUCCGCGAAUCUUUGGCCUAAGAUUAACGGGUUUCCGACCAUCAUUUAUAAGAUGGGUGGAACGAGAGUACAGAGCUCUACCAUUAGAGCGGCCCUUGAUCAAUAUGAGCUACACACUUGCUUAAGGUUUCAGCAGACACCAAAGUUUUUGUAUCUGGGAAACCGCCUCUCGUUUGUGGCGGGCUCUGGGUGCUCCUCGUAUGUAGGAUACCAGCCGAAUUUCAUUACCUGGAUUUUUGGCCAACACAUAACAUUGGCUGAAGCUUGCGACAAAGUUUGGACGGUCAUCCACGAAGUUGGCCACGCUCUUGGCCUGUACCACACACAAGGACGUUCAGAUCGAGACGCUCACGUCAAAAUACUCUUCCAAAAUGUGCAAGCUGGCACGCAAAACAAUUUCAACAAAUACAAUACCAAGGAUUUCGAUACUGAAUACGAUUUGCUCUCAGUCAUGCACUACGGACCUUUUGUGAAUUUGUGGGUGUCUAAGUGCGCUGACAUCUCUGGUGAUCCUUGCCAGAACCUAGGCUAUUUGGGACCGAAUUGUACAUGCGUUUGCCCAGCUGGAACAUCGGGACAACUUUGUGAGAUCAAGGAGAUAGAGUCAUAUACUAAGGCCCUCAUGAAUCAGUACUUGCCGAAAAAUCAAGUACUCAUUACCGAAGAAGCGAUAUCUUCUGCUACAACGAUGAUGGGUGACAUUUUCACGAAACUGUUCGAGGCUCCAGCAUGCUUCCGACCACAACUGACGGUCACAUAUUUCCAGUUGGCAGCCCGGGAUCUUCUCGGCCGUUGUUCUGUGCAAGGCACUGAAAUUGGCCUCGAUGGACCGAGCGAGAGUGGCACUGUCUAUUGCGGCUCAGAACUUGAACAGGGACAAAAUUUUACGAGUAAUUUUAGAACACUUUUCGUCUUCUAUUGGGUUGGGAUAAACAACAACACCUUAGGCUUUGAGUUUGAUGUAAAGUUUGUUGAGAAGUCAGGAUGCACUGAAGUAGGAGGAUCCGAAGUCAUAACAGGAUGAUUGGGAUGACGUUUUUAAACAGUUUGCUUGACCUUAUUAAUAUUAGUGAAAGUUUGUUUGUUUGUGUGUGUUUUAAGUCUGGUCUUUAAGCUCUUUAAGCAUGUAAUCAAAAUUCAUUUCGUACCUGGUAAUUACCUAACUUUAAAAUUUAAUAGUAGUGUGAGAACAGUGAAGAAUUGCAAAACUGGGUGAAGGGAUGUACCAAAAAUUCAUACCUGCUUUUAAAUCUUAAUAAAUGAAUGUAGUUGAGAUGACGACAAUUUUUUAUUACUCUAA